AUGGUCACCACAACAGCUCUUGGACUUCUUUCCCUUCUCUCGCUGGCAGCUCCCUCCCUGGCCAGCUACUCUGUGAACCUCAACUACCGCAGCCCCUCUCUCAACAAGGAUCACAUCAACCUCGGCAUAGACACUGCCAAAAUCACGCGGCGCAGUCUCGUCAAACGUUCGGAGCCGCCCUAUGCGCCCUCGCAGCUCUCCUUCACCCACAGUGUUGCCUCUGGCGACCCUUAUGCCGAUAGCGUGAUCCUCUGGACGCGUGUCGCGCCGUCACUUAACGCUUCAAGCAGUGAGGUCCCAGUUUCUGGAGAUGUGCCACUCUACAACCAUGACAACGAGAAAUACGCCAAGGCGUCGGCGCACCCGAUCUGCGUAGAGUAUCGCGUGUUCGAGGAUGAAGAGGCGACCAGUGUUGUCGACCAGGGACGCGUCUUCACAAGCAGUGACGUUGACUAUACAGUCAAGGUGGAAGCGACUGGACUUGAGCCGUUCACAACGUAUUGGUACCAGUUCAACGUUUGCGACUCAGAGAAGGUGUCGCCGCUGGGACGGACCAAGACUGCUCCUGCAGCCGACCAGGAUUUGAAAGAGGUGAAGCUAGCUGUGCAUUCUUGCAGUAAUUAUCGUGCGUUCUCUGCCACUGGCCCCUUCUGCACGAGUGGCUACUUCAACGCCUACGGCAAUGUCGCUCGCAAAGACAAUGUCGAUUACGUCGUGCAUUUAGGUGACUACAUCUACGAGUAUGAGAACGGCGUCCCGGGCGUCGACGAGCGCGCUGUUGUCCCGCCUCGCGAAAUAUUCAGUCUUUAUGACUACCGCACGCGGCUGGGACAGUACCGCACCGACCAGGAUCUCGUUGCCAGUCAUGCGAAGUUUCCUUGGAUCCCUGUUUGGGACGAUCAUGAGAUCGCAAACAACGGCUACCGCGAUGGCUUCAGCGGUCUUCGCAACACAGAGGACAGCUUCCUCAACUAUGGACCGCAGGUCAGCGUCGACCAGCGCAAGAUGAAUGCUGUUCGGGCUUAUUUCGAGUGGAUGCCUAUCCGGCAAGUUGACAUGGACGACGGCCUCCGCAUCUGGCGCAGUUUUCAGAUGGGCAACCUCUUUGACCUUAUUAUGAUUGAUACAAGGAACUACGAUCGUUCAAUUACGGACUUGAGUGACAACUCUGAGUACAUUAAGCUCAUCCACGACGACACCGGACGUAGCCUCAUGGGUCCACGACAGGAGAACUGGUUCUAUCGCCAGCUGUCAUCUAGCAAGGACCGUGGCGCAAAAUGGCGCGUCAUCGGCAACCAGCUUGUCUUCGCGCACAUCCAGCAGAAGAACGAAGACGGUUCCUUGAGUUUCAGCGGGGACGCGUGGACAGCCUACCGUGCAAACCAGAACCGCACGCUCAAGCACAUGUACGAGAAUGAAAUUCGGAAUAACAUUAACAUUGCGGGCGAUACGCAUGUCAACUGGGUCUCGGAUAUGAUCUGGGAGGGCACCAAGCCCUACAACAACGUCACCGGCGCCGGAGCCGUUGGCGUCGAAUUUGCCGGCACGGCCGUUUCGUCCACGGGCCUGAGUACCGUGUCCGUCGCCGACGCCGAGUCGGUUGCAGAGACAUACAGCAUCAAUCCCGAACUCAAGUGGGUGGAGGGGUACUACCGUGGAUAUUUCGAGCUUCAUUUGCGCCAGGACGAAGCCGAGGCGCGCUAUUUCGGUUGUCCGACCGUUGCGGAGAGGAACAGCUGGGAACUCCCGCUUGCUAAUUGGACCGUUAGCCACAGUGAGAGUCAUUUGCAGAGGCCGUUGGCGGGAGGAAGUGUCGAGGCGGGCUACUUCGUCAAUGGGAAUGUUAAGCACAGCGAGCUUGCGGUUAAUACCGAGACGGGCAAGUGGGAGGCAGUGAGCUUUGGAAAGAUGUUUAUUAGAGACUAG
Molecule: messenger RNA, 1926 nt
Organism: Aspergillus nidulans FGSC A4
Lineage: Eukaryota; Fungi; Ascomycota; Eurotiomycetes; Eurotiales; Aspergillaceae
Product: alkaline phosphatase D family protein
Exons: 6
Coding region: 1-1926 (641 amino acids)
Source: RefSeq, a predicted model, not a curated record